CCUCUCUCUAUAUAUACAUAUGGCUUUGAAUUCAUGAAAAUCACGUUCUCAAGGUCACGUCAACUUCGAAAACUCUUUUCAUCAUUAUUAUCAUCCACAACCAAAGACUUUUAAGCCUCAUACAAUCACAACCACAACCUAUCUCGUAAAGUGCUAUAACUAUAUCUAGCGCUAGUUAUAACAGUUAGGAGUACUGAACAAACGAAAUAAACAUGAGUAAUUGCUUGCAAAGCUGGCCGGAGCCAAUUGUCCGAGUUCAAGGACUCUCGGAAAGUGGCAUUCGAGAAAUCCCCGACCGGUACGUGAAACGACCAGCGGAUCGUCCAUGUUUCAAGGAGACAACAACGUUGUCGUCAUCAUCACAUGUACUUGAUAAUAUUCCGUUAAUUAACCUUGAAAACUUGAAGUCAUCGGAUGAAUCCAUUCGUGAUGAGACAAUAGAACUCAUUUCCAAGGCUUGUCGCGAAUGGGGUUUCUUCCAGGUGGUGAACCACGGCAUUAGCCAUGAACUCAUGGCUAACGCACGUGGUGUUUGGCGGGAGUUCUUUCAUCUCCCGCCAGAGGAAAAGCAGAAGUUUGCAAAUUCACCGGUUACUUAUGAAGGAUAUGGAAGCAGACUUGGAGUGGAAAAAGGUGGAAAAUUGGAUUGGAGUGAUUAUUUCUUCCUUCAUUAUCUCCCCGAGCCUUUGAGGGAUGACAAAAAAUGGCCUUCCCUUCCCAUUACAUGCAGGAAAAUAAUUGCUGAAUAUGGACAAGAAGCAGUGAAAUUAUGUCGAAAAAUAACAAAUAUCUUGUCGAUUAACCUUGGAUUAAAUGAAAAUUAUCUACACACAAAAUUUGGUGGAGACAAUGAAAGAGGUGCAUGUUUAAGGGUUAAUUUUUACCCUAAAUGUCCCCAGCCUGACCUAACACUUGGACUCUCUUCCCACUCUGAUCCUGGUGGCAUGACCCUUCUCCUCCCCGAUACCGACGUCCCCGGCCUCCAAGUCCGUCGUGGUGAUGACUGGAUAACGGUUAAGCCGGUUCCUAAUGCCUUCAUCGUCAAUAUUGGAGAUCAAAUUCAGGUACUAAGCAAUGCAAUAUACAAGAGCAUAGAGCAUCGUGUGAUCGUUAAUUCAGGGAAAGAACGUGUCUCUUUAGCAUUUUUCUACAAUCCAGGAGGUGACAUCCUAAUUAAACCUGCAGAUGAACUUGUGACGGAGGAUCAGCCGGCGUUAUAUUUACCGACGACGUUCAACGAGUAUCGAGCUUUCAUUAGAACCAACGGACCUAGAGGAAAAUCUCAAGUUGAAUCACUAAAAUCGCCAAGAUAAAUGUCCUUUAGCAUGACUCUGACACGCACAAAACGAGAAAUGAUUCAAUUAUCAAGAUAACUAAAUUACUUUUUAUAUGUUACUGUGUAUAUAUGCCAAUUGGUAUAACAUAACACAGUAAAUACCCUAUGUCCCUAUGUGAUGUAAUAAUACAAUAUGUGCUGUCAUAUUCCUAUGUGUUUUCAAAUCUUUUGUCAAAUUCACUUUGUUUUGUGAAAUCUUGUAUUCAUCCCUUCAAUAGAUAUAUGGUUCAUCUAAUUAAUAAAAUAUUAUGGUAUUAAUUGU
Messenger RNA from Solanum stenotomum, 1598 nucleotides. RefSeq names its product jasmonate-induced oxygenase 4-like. The record is from RefSeq and is a predicted model, not a curated record. The transcript has 3 exons. Bases 213 to 1313 code for a protein of 366 amino acids. Lineage: Eukaryota; Viridiplantae; Streptophyta; Magnoliopsida; Solanales; Solanaceae.